This is a messenger RNA of Cavenderia fasciculata, 1983 nucleotides long. RefSeq lists its product as uncharacterized. Gene Ontology annotation, molecular function: polynucleotide 5'-phosphatase activity; ATP binding; mRNA guanylyltransferase activity. Bases 1 to 1983 code for a protein of 660 amino acids. NCBI's taxonomy places the organism in Eukaryota, Evosea, Eumycetozoa, Acytosteliales, Cavenderiaceae. The record is from RefSeq and is a predicted model, not a curated record. Gene Ontology annotation, biological process: 7-methylguanosine mRNA capping. The transcript has 6 exons.
AUGAGUAAUCUAUCAUUCCUUGAUCAACAAGAUAGAGAAGAUAUAAAAAGAAAUCGAAACAAUGUAUCAAAUAAAUUAGUAUUUAGUGUUGAGAAUAUAUGUCAAAAGAUUAGAGAAUUAUAUAUAAUUGCAAGUAAAGAUACAACAAAUAUCAAUGGAUUGGAAGUAGAAGCACGUAUUGGGUUGAUGGUACAGGACCCGAAAACAUUUAGAUCGGGUAUUAUCAUUGAAGAUUGGGCAGCAUUGGCAAGACGACUUGCGAGAAAGUAUGGAGAAGGUAGAGAGACGACAGAGACUGACUAUUUGUAUACACAGCAUCGUGUCACUGUCGAUGUAAACGGUCAAGUCAUUAAAAGCGAAGCAAAGAUUGACAAGACUGCCUUUGAUCAAUCGACAAGUCUCAUCUAUGACGUUCGUGUAUCAACAUCGAUCGAACGACAACUUGGACAAUUGCCAUUGGUACCACCACCCGAAUCAAGUUCACAAAGAACCAAGUUUAGACAUACUUUUAUCGAUGUUGACAACCCUCAAUGGAAAAUCGACAUGACACUUGUCAGAACCAAUACUGGUGAAGAAACUUAUGAAGUUGAAUUGGAAAUAUUUAAUACUUAUAUUAUUGACGCUCUUGAAAAAAAUACUCUACAUAAUUUAAUUUCAAAAUUUAUUAAUGAAACAAAAAAUAUAAUAACAAUGAUUCAACCAGGGAGAUUAUCAUUUCCUGAUAUUCAAAUGACAAAACUUGAAGAUCCAAGAUUUGUUGAUGUUUUAAAACAAAAAGUACUUGGGUAUAUACCAGAUUGUAAUCCAAAUAGAACAAGAGAAUUUCCAGGAGCAAUGCCAAUUAAUUUUGGUAAAAAACAUUUUCCAACCAUUCAAAGAGAUAUGUAUUAUGUUUCUGAAAAAACAGAUGGUAUUAGAUAUAUGAUAUUAAUUUAUAAAGGUGUCAUGUAUAUGAUUGAUAGAAAAUUUGAUUUUUUUAAAAUCGAUGGUAAUGAUGAAUUAUGUAAAGUAUUACAUGAUGAUACAUUAUUGGAUGGAGAAAUGAUUAGACAUUUAGAAUCAAAAGAACCAAUGUAUUUUAUUUUUGAUAUUUUGGCAAGAGAAAACACGAAAUUUGGAGAUAAACUUUUUCAAGAGAGAAUGCAACAUAUUGGUAAAGUUGUAGGUGACUAUAGACAAAGCGUAGGGUCAGGAGAAUUGGGUAAAACUCCUUUUAUCCUCAUUGCCAAAAGCUUUUUUGAAAAGAAACAUAUUUCAAAAAUCUUUUCAAGUAUUAAAACAAAUAAAAAUGGAGAAAGAAUAUUUUCAGAUCAAAAAAGAAAUCAUCAAACAGAUGGACUUAUUUUAACACCAAACAACGCAUACAAAGCAUAUGCAGAUCAAAGUCUGUUUAAAUGGAAAUAUUUGGAUUUGUGGACAAUUGAUUUCAAGGUGGCUCAAAACAGUGAUAGGAAAUGGUUUCUUCAUUGUGCGGGUCCCAAUAAUACCGAUAUUCCUUGCAAGGAAUUAAUGUUGUCAACUGAAGACUUUGCACUACUAAGCACCGAUUAUAAGAGAUCACGUGAUCAGGGUUGCUUUAUUGCCGAGUUUUCAUUUGAAUUUUCAAAGGGAAUUUGGAAGUAUCAUUUGGUGAGACCAGACAAGAAACGUGCCAAUUAUAUCACUGUUUUUGUUGAUACUAUGGAAUCUAUUUGUGAAGGAAUCACCAAAGAAGAGUUGGAAUACAGAUUCUUGUGUGCUGGUGGUCAUGACAAUUGGGAUGUUGAAGUAGAAAAAAUGCGUCACCAUAUUGCUUCAACUCUUACCAAUAAACUUAAACAACAACAACAACAACAACACCAACAACAAAAAAUUCAACAACCUCAACAUCAUAGUCAACAUCAUGGUCAACAUCAACAACAUCAACAACAUCAACAACAAGAUGAUAUUUUUGGUGGAGGUAGUUCAUCCAAUCACAAUUAUGAUCCUCAUGGUCAAAGAUAA